Molecule: messenger RNA, 6362 nt
Organism: Oryctolagus cuniculus (rabbit)
Lineage: Eukaryota; Metazoa; Chordata; Mammalia; Lagomorpha; Leporidae
Gene: MIA3
Product: MIA SH3 domain ER export factor 3
Biological process (GO): vesicle cargo loading; protein secretion; endoplasmic reticulum to Golgi vesicle-mediated transport
Cellular component (GO): endoplasmic reticulum membrane; endoplasmic reticulum exit site
Molecular function (GO): protein binding
Source: RefSeq, a predicted model, not a curated record
UCACAGACUCCCCGGGGUGACCACAACAUGGCUGCGGCGCCGGGGCUGCUCUUCUGGCUGCUCGUGCUCGGGCCGCCCUGGCGGGGGUCGGGCCAGCCAGACCCGAGCACCGGCCGGCGCUUCUCGGAGCACAAACUCUGCGCGGACGACGAAUGCAGCAUGUUAAUGUACCGGGGUGAGGCCCUCGACGAUUUCACAGGCCCAGACUGCCGUUUUGUGAAUUUUAAAAAAGGUGACCCUGUAUAUGUGUACUAUAAGCUGGCGGGGGGAUCACCCGAAGUUUGGGCUGGAACUGUUGGGCGUAUUUUUGGAUAUUUUCCAAAGGAUUUGAUCAAGGUAGUCCAUGAGUACACCAAAGAAGAGCUCCGAAUUCCAGCAGAUGACACAGAUUUUGUUUGUUUUGAUGGGGGAAGAGAUGAUUUUGAUAAUUAUAAUAUAGAAGAACUUCUAGGAUUUUUAGACUUCUAUGAUUCUGCAGCUGGAGAUUCUGAGAACACCAUGGAUAAAACGUCCCAGCACGUGGAAAAAGUUCCUGAAGUAUCUAAGGAAAGGGAACCCAUAGAAGCCAAUGCAGACGCAAAUGAAAGUGUGUUCUCAGAAAGCUCUAAGGAUCUCGAGGACCCGUUUCUGCCUCAGAAGAACCCCGUCCCUGCAGCCGUCCCUGCAGCCGUCCCUGCAGCCGGUCAGGCGCGUGCUGCUCAGGGGGAGCCGUCUUCACUUGAACCCUUUGAGGAAAUGCUGCAAGAUCAAAGUGAGAACAACAAAACCAGCAAUAGUUCUCAGGGCUCCAGCGGACAGGAGACAAUGGAUGCAUACAAACUCUUGAAGAAAGAAAUGACUCUGGACUUGAAAACCAAAUUUGGCUCCACUGCUGAUGCCCUGGUUUCUGACGACGAGACGACCCGGCUUGUUACCUCAUUAGAAGAUGGUUUCGAUGAGGAGCUGGAUGACGACUACUACACAGUCGAGAAGGAAGAGGAGGACGAUAGCGACAAUUUUGAUGCACUCCCACUGCUAACCUUCACAAGUGGAGAAGAUGAGAAAGAUCCAGGGAAGCCCGGAGUUGAGAAGUAUUCAACAGGUGAAGAACAGUAUUCAAACACAGAGCACAAGGUUGAGGCCACUCUGCCCCCUGGCAUCAGAGCUGAUGAUAAGAGUAUACUCACGGACUGGGGGGAUACCCUCUUCUCUAUCGUCACAGGAGGUGAGGAAAAGCCAGGUCCAGCGGAUUUAGAGGGUUCUAAUUCAGAGGAAGAAAAGGAGGAUGAUGUUGGCACCCUAGGCCCAAAGAGCAAACAGGAGAAACCACAAUCAGCAACAGAGUCUGUUGACCCUGUAAAUGCAGAAGACGGCCCUUUGAGGACAGAAGUGCCUAAAACAAAUGAUGAAAAGGACCCAGAAACGCACACUGAGCUUCACAUUAAAGACAAAGGGAAGGAAGUUCAGGAAUCCACAUUAGCCCUGGAGCAAGCUGAGGCAGAAUCAGAGCGGGAGAAGCAGGAGAAGCAGGAAGGGGUGGCUGUGGGUAGCCCUGCCCAGAGCAGCAAGCACAGCGCUUUGCCAGCCGCUGAGAAGGGUAAAGACACACUAAAAUCAGCUUUCGGUAACGAAGAGAGUGACCUAAAAGAAGAAGCCAUUCUCAUUUCAAAAGACACACCUCACCAAGAAAGACCUGGGGAGAGUUUGGCAGGUGGCUCAGACAAGGAAUCUGCACCCACAGCUCUGGGGAGCCAAAUGGACGAAGAAACAAACAAACAGGAAUCCGUAGCCGUGGCACCACUCUUGGGUGAUCCUCAGCGUAAUACGUCCAUGGAGAGUGUGGAGGAAGGAGAGGUUUUGGUAAAUAAAUCCAGGCUACACUCACCAUCAGUGGAGCAUCAGCAGGAGGAAUCUAAAGAGGAAGCAGUGGUGAAGACUCAGGAUCAACCCAGCUUCUCCUCUCCAGAUGGAGUGGCUUUGCCAGGGGAACUGGGAGAAGAGGUUCCCCCUCUGGGAAGAAAUUUUUCCUGGCAGCAAGACAGAGACGUGGCUGCCACAGUUAUCAAGCAGGCGAACGAGAAGACGAGGCUCUCUGGGGAUGAGGGCAAAGAGGACCCUGUAGAAACAGAGGUGGCUCAUCACAAGGCAAUGCAGGGCCCCCAGGGGGUGGGAAAAACAGACCCCACUGGUAGUGCACAAGCACCAGCUUUCCAGACUGCAAAGCCGGACACCGAGGAAGAUGACUACUGGUUCGAAGAACUCCUGGAAGAUGAAAACGCUCUGAGUGCAGAGCAGUCUAAAGAAAAAGGCUCUGGGGUUCCAGACGGGAGGUUAGAUGUCAAUCUGCAGGUGCUUGGAGGAGCAGUUUUAGGGACUGCUCAGCCUGAUCCCCAAACUAAAGCAAACAAGCAAGAAACUCAUACAGUUUUGGAGACUGAAAGAAAAGGUGAACCUGCAGCCACAGGAGUAGACAGGACGGGCAUGGAACCAGGCAGAAUAGGGCUGGUGAAAGAAGAAAGCCCCCUGCUAGAUGAGCAAGCCCAGAGCCCCCCUGAAGUCAAUGACCUUCCUGGCCGGGAGACCCAGGCUCCCGAGUUAGGCCACGUGUUUCAGAAUCAAGAUGCUGAUUUUCUGAAAAAAGACCAUCCCCAGGAGCACUGGAAGCCCUCGGGGCUCAUGGAGAAUCGUGGGGGAGAAGACCUCUCAAAAGAGGACCCCGAGGACGUAGGGAAAUUCCUGGACGUGGAAGGCCAGGGCUCUCUCCCUGAGCAGCCCGAAGACGACCCGCUGCGCUGGGGUCCACGGACUCCUGCAGAGCCAGGGCCCGGUGGCCGCGCCGAGGACCUGCCUAUAAUAAACAGCUUCUUUAAAGAACAGCAGUCUUUGCAGCGCCUCCAGAAGUACUUUGAUGUCCGGGAGCUGGAAGCCAUGCUCCAGGAAAUGUCAUCGAAGCUGAAGUCAGCCCAGCAGGAGAGCCUGCCCUAUAACGUGGAGAAAGUCCUGGACAAGGUCUUCCGCGCCUCCGAGUCACAGAUUCUGAGUGAAGCCGAGAAAAUGCUCGAUGCUCGGGUGACCGAAAAUAGAGACCUGGGAGUGAAGGAAAACAACAUUUUCGAAGAGGCAGCCGUGCUGGAUGACAUCCAAGACCUGAUCUAUUUUGUCAGGUACAAGCACUCCGUGGCCGAGAAGACGGCCCCGCUGAUAACAGCACUACCUUUCGAGGAAGGCUGGCAUGGACCUGCGGAAGAGAUGCAGCCGCCGCUUGAGGAUGACUUCCCGCAAGAGAGCACAGGGGACCUUACUAUGCAGGUUCCCGAAGAGCCUGGCCACUUGGAUCAGCCCAUUACUGGGGACACACGUGUCUCGGAAGAGUCACAGGAGCUGAUUACUGAGACGGACUCAGACCCAGUUUUAGGGCUGAUUACGACUGAAGGCACUCCCGUGAAUGCUGUUGAUGCAAAGAAGCAACUGGAGACAAAGGUGGAGGAGCCAGCACACGUUACGCCUUUGGAAAAUGCAAUUCUUUUAACCUGUUCAUUCGUGCUCUAUGUAACUAACACGUUAGUUGCUACACUGCCUGAUGAUGUUCAGCCGGGGCCUGAUUUUUACGGACUGCCAUGGAAACCUGUACUUAUCACUGCCUUCUUGGGAAUUGUUUCAUUUGCUGUUUUCUUCUGGAGAACUAUCCUUGUUGUAAAGAAUAGAGUAUAUCAAGUCACUGAACAGCAAAUUUCUGAGAAAGUGAAGAAUAUCAUGAAAGAAAAUGCAGAACUUGUACAAAAAUUGUCAGAUUAUGAAAAAAAGAUCAAAGAAUCAAAGAAACACGUUCAAGAAACCAAGAAACAAAAUAUGAUUCUUUCGGAUGAAGCAAUUAAAUUUAAGGAUAAAAUCAAGCGUCUUGAAGAAAGUAAUCAAAUUCUGGAUGACACUGCUAAAAAUCUUCGUGUUAUGUUAGAAUCUGAGAGAGAACAGAAUGUCAUGAAUCAGGACUUGAUAUUGAAAAACAAGAAAUCUAUAGAGACGUUAAAGGAUGUUAUUUCAGUGAAUGCCUCAGAAUUUUCAGAGGUUCAAAUUGCCCUUAAUGAAGCUAAACUUAGUGAAGAGAAAGUGAAGUCUGAAUGCCAUCGGGUUCAAGAAGAAAAUGCUAGGCUUAAAAAGAAAAAAGAACAGUUGCAGCAGGAAAUUGAAGAUUGGAGUAAAUCCCAUGCUGAGCUCAGUGAGCAAAUCAAAUCAUUUGAGAAGUCUCAGAAAGAUUUGGAAGUAGCUCUUACUCACAAAGAUGAUAAUAUUAAUGCAUUGACUAAUUGCAUUACACAGUUGAAUCGGUUAGAGUGUGAAUCUGAAUCUGACGGUCAGGGUAAAGGAGGAAGUGAGUCAGAUGAGUUAGCCAAUGGAAAACUGGGAGGUGACCAGAAUGAGAAGAUGAAGAAUCAAAUUAAGCAGAUGAUGGACGUCUCUCGGACACAAACUGCAAUAUCAGUAGUUGAAGAAGAUUUAAAACUUUUACAAUUUAAGCUAAGAGCCUCGAUGUCCACUAAAUGUAACCUGGAAGAACAAAUAAGGAAGCUAGAAGAUGACCGCAGUGCCCUGCAAUCUGCCAAAGCUGGGCUGGAAGAUGAGUGCAGAACGCUGAGGCAGAAAGUGGAGAUUCUGAAUGAACUCUAUCAGCAGAAGGAGAUGGCUCUGCAGAAGAAGCUGAGUCAAGAAGAGUAUGAGCGGGAAGAAAGAGAGCAGCGGCUGUCAGCUGCAGAUGAAAAGGCAGUUUUGGCUGCAGAAGAAGUAAAAACUUACAGGCGGAGAAUUGAGGAAAUGGAGGAAGAACUUCAGAAAACGGAGCGCUCAUUUAAGAACCAGAUUGCUACUCAUGAGAAGAAAGCUCAUGAUAAUUGGCUCAAAGCUCGUGCUGCAGAGAGAGCUAUAGCUGAAGAGAAAAGGGAAGCUGCCAAUUUGAGACACAAAUUACUGGAAAUAACCCAGAAGAUGGCAAUGCUACAAGAAGAACCUGUGAUUGUAAAGCCCAUGCCAGGGAGACCAAAUACACAGAACCCUCCACGGAGAGGUCCCCUGAGCCAGAAUGGCUCCUUCGGCACAUCCCCUGUGAGCGGUGGCGAAUACUCCCCGCCGCUGACCGCGGAGCCGCCCGGGAGGCCUCUCUCUGCUACUCUCCAUCGAAGAGACGCGCCUAGAAGUGAAUUUGGGUCAAUGGACGGGCCUCUCCCUCGUUCUCGAUGGCCAUCGGAGAUAUCUGGGAAACCUCCUGCCUCUGAUCCAGGAUCUGGUUCAGCACCCAUGUUGAACAGCAGCUCAAGAGGUUCUUCCCCUACCAAAGGGAUGGACGAGGGCAAGCAAACUGUUCCCCAGGAGCCUGGAGGCCCGUCAGUUCCCAGCAUUACCUCUGAGCAUCCAGUAGCAGUUAAUAUGGCUCCAAAAGGGCCUCCUCCUUUCCCAGGGGUGCCCUUCAUAGGCCCUCUGCCACCACCCGUUCGAUACGGACCACCUCCUCAGCUCGGCAGACAUUUCGGGCCUCGACCACUGCCUCCGUUUGGUCCUGGUAUGCGUCCACCAGUAGGCUUAAGAGAAUAUGCACCAGGCGUUCCUCCUGGAAAGCAGGACCUGCUUUUUGAUCCUCGGGAAUUUGUACCAGGACACACACCGUUUAGACCUCCAGGCCCUCUUGGUCCAAGAGAGUACUUCAUUCCUGGUACUCGGUUACCACCCCCACCUCCACCCCAGGAUUAUGCGCCAUCACCUGCUGCAAGAGACUUCCUGCCUUCGGGCUCCAGAGAGGAGCCUCCACCUGCUUCUCAGAGCAGCAGCCAGGACUGUUCACAGGCUUUACAACAGAGCCCGUAACUGACCUCUGACAUUCAGUCAGAGAGAAGCAGACUGUGCACUCUUCGUUACAGUAAGGAUUUCAUUGGCUUCAGAAUCCAAAAGUUUGUUUUAAAAGGUUUGUUUAUAGAACUAUGCUGACUUGGCAGUAUGCAUUUUUGAGCCAAACAAUUAAAAAAUACCAUUUUCUCCCCUAAAAAUAUUCACUUCUUAAGCUAGAACAUCCUUACAACUUUGAAAUGUGCAAUAAACAGUACCUGUGUUUUAGUUAAUGUAGUAUAUGUAAUUGCUAAAUGAUUUAGAAUGUCAUGAAAAAUAUGAACAUUUCCUGUGGAAAUGCUUUAAGAACGUGUAUUUCCAUCAUCCUAUUUUUAGUGUACACCAGUUAAAUACAGAGCAAUGGUGUUUGUAAGUUUGAUUUUUUUAAAAAAAAUAUGGUCAUAAAGACUGUUACGCUAAAAAUGUUUACUAAAAGAUCACCAAACUUUUAUUUUCCCCUCUUGCUCAAGUUCUUUGUAGUAAUAGUUCAUAAAAAUUUGUUUAUUAAUAUA